This is a messenger RNA of Thamnophis sirtalis, 1774 nucleotides long. RefSeq names its product neuropeptide Y receptor type 6. Gene Ontology annotation, biological process: G protein-coupled receptor signaling pathway. Gene Ontology annotation, cellular component: plasma membrane; neuron projection. Lineage: Eukaryota; Metazoa; Chordata; Lepidosauria; Squamata; Natricidae. Gene Ontology annotation, molecular function: neuropeptide Y receptor activity; neuropeptide binding. The record is from RefSeq and is a predicted model, not a curated record.
UCUCUGUGUCUUGAUCUACAUUCAAUCCUGUGAUAUUUCUUUCCCCCUGGCAAGCUUCAUGGAACUGCUCCUGACAUCUGCUACUGAAUAAGAUGGCUCUAAGAUGUCAUACAUAUAUGAUAACUAAUUAUAGUGGAAGCUCAGAAUCUCAGCAUUACUUCUGAAGUACUUCAUGAUGGAUAAAACCACUCCAGAACCCAACACGGAUUCAUCUGUGGCAAACAGCAGUAAGUCACAGUUUGUGCACUUUGAAUCCUGCCAGCCAUCUCUCCUUCUAUUCUUGUUGCUCAUCAUAGCGUAUGCUGUGGUCAUGCUGGUCGGACUUCUGGGCAACCUUUGCCUAAUUGUCAUCAUCAAGAAACAAAAACAAAGUCAAAAUGUGACCAACGUUUUGAUUGCCAAUCUUUCCGUAUCUGACAUCGUCAUUUGUGUCAUGUGCAUUCCUUUUACAGUUGCAUAUACCUGGAUGGAUUACUGGGUUUUUGGGGAGGCUAUGUGUAAAAUAACUGCUUUUGCGCAAAGUAUGUCUGUCUCCGUUUCUACAUCUUCACUUGUGUUAAUUGCAGUUGAGAGGCAUCAGUUAAUCGUGAACCCCCGUGGUUGGAAGCCCAAUGUUUCACAUGCGUUCUGGGGAAUUGUCUUCAUUUGGGCAUUUGCUCUAAUAAUAUCCACUCCCUUCUUGAUAUUCUAUCAAGUUUCUGAGGAUCCCCUAAAAAAUCUCUCUUCUCUUGGUGAGAGCUACGUCAGCAAAAUGAUCUGCUUUGAGGUGUGGCCGUCCAUUGAAGGGCAGCUAGGCUUCACCACCACCAUGUUAGUUUUCCAGUACUUCCUUCCACUAGGAUUCAUUUUCAUUUGUUACCUAAAAAUAUUUGUGUACCUGCAGAGGCGGUACAGUAGAGUGGAUAAGGUAAGGGAGAAUGGGAGCAGGCUAAAUGAAAGCAGGAGGAUUAAUGUUAUUUUAGUUUCAAUUGUUGUGACCUUUGGUGCCUGCUGGUUGCCUCUGCACAUAUUUAACAUUGUGUUUGACUGGAAUUAUGAAACCUUGAUGCAUUGCCACCACAACGUGGUCUUUACUUUGUGCCAUUUGAUAGCCAUGAUCUCCACGUGUGUCAAUCCCAUCUUUUAUGGAUUCCUCAACAAGAAUUUUCAGAAAGAUGCGGUUGUUUUGCUUCACCACCUCAAAUGCUUUGAAUCUCAAAAGUUAUAUGAGAACAUUGCCCUUUCAACUCUGAACACUGAUAUGUCCAAGGGAUCUCUGAAACUCAGCAGCAUGCCUGAAAACCUCUGAAGCAGGCAACUUUCCAAUCAUUUCCAUAUCUUUCCAUUGAUCUAUGUAUUGUGUUGCUGAAUUCCCCUUGUGGGCAAGUGUGGUUUUUGGGGUGAUGAAAUCAAAGGCCUAGUACUGUUGUGCUAGAAGCAGACACCACCUAAAAGAUCUUCCAAAUGAAUAAAGCAAAAAUUAAUUAUUAACCAUAGCAGUUUUAACUCCAUUGCAAGAGUAUCUUUUGUUCAAGUGCUGAACAAGUGCUGUGUGAAAAUUCAGAAAAAGAUGCACCAUGUUGCUGGGAAAUGAUGCAGCAUUCCUUGUGGUCCAUGCAUGAUUCCCAUGAGUCUCUGGGACAGCCUCAAAUAUUUCUUCUAAUGAACUAAUGGUUUGAAGGGUCCCUGGUGCUUUCUGAGGUUGGUUCUUUUCUUGCAGACAUUUCAUUACCCAAAUUAUGUAACAUCAUCAGUGCUAACACUUACUUUAAUGCCCUUAUAGUCAUUAUAAAGA